AUGAAUUUUCUUAAUUUUUCAACAACAAAAAACGAAACACACCUACAAGCUAUAACACAUCGAAAUCUUGCUGGUCAUCACAGUCAAAUCAAUACUUUAAAUGAUUCAGAUCAAAUGAUGAAUUCACCGUCAACAAUCAAUUGUACUAAAUGCAGUACGCCUGAAAUGGAACGUGCUGCCAAUUCCACCUGUAUAACUCGUAUCUCUGGUUCAGGGGAUAAUAUUGGCCCACGGAGUAGCAGUUUAAGCAGUGGUCGUGGAAGUAGUGAAGGGAUCGGAAGUCGUAGUGGUAGUGGUGGCAGUGGUGGAGCUGUUAGUCGUAGUAGUAGCAGUGGUCACGGCGGAGCGACUGCAAUGAUUCUCUGUCCAUCGUCGAGUGUGAACACUGCGAUACCACCGUCGAGUAGUUACAGUAGCUCGGGUAGUAAUUCUAGUACAGGGAGUAAUCCAUCGGCGUCUAAUGUCAGUGGUAUGGUGGAUCAUCUAGUGCCUGGACCUGGACCAAUUCUUCUUCCGCAUAAAUUAUCAUCAUUUGGAGUGUCUAACUCUUCCUUCUCCACGGUUGCGGCUUCCACCUCUGGAGAAAGUGUUAAUAUGGCUAAUUCAAUAUCCGAUUGUCAAACUGUUCACUCACAGCCUACUUUACCUCCUUUAGCACCUGCUCUUCAUAAUCAUCAUCAUCAGAUGUAUUCAGAAAGAGGAGGCGGUGGUACUCGUCAACCUCCGGCUUAUUAUUAUCAUGCUAAUGCAGCAGCAACAACAACUCAUCGAGGGAUUACAGAGUCUGGGAAUUCAGAUUAUGAAUCAAGAGCACUGGGAACAGACUCGUGUACAACUGCGAAUCGUCAAAUCAAUUCACGAAUCCCUUGGCGUCCACAUAUUCAUCAUCCUCCGCCACCGUUAUCACCUGGCCUACCAAGACGAUUUAUUGAUGGUGUCCUCCCGACUGACACUUCUGCGAAUCAUCCUCAUAAUAAUAAUAAUAGUAAUGUGAUACAAUAUUGUUCAUCAGGUCAAUCAUCUCCUUCACCGGCUGGUUCAGCUACACCUGUACCCACACCGAGACGUGAAUCACUCGCCGCUGGCGGCGGGGGUACCCCAUUGUCACAACGAAUUGCAAACUUACCUCUUGGUAGUAGUAAUAAUUAUAGUCAUUCAAUGAAUACUGGAAUAAAUCAUGAUCUAUGCGAUCGGACAGUUGUUACUAAUAAUAGUAUGAUCUAUCCGCCUCCAAUUGCUACACGUCCAGAGAAAACCAAGUCUAUAUACACUCAACCAAUUGCAGAAGGUAUCAACUUCACUGCAAACUGUACACACAGCGUCAAUAAUUCAUCCUCAUCGACAACACCAAAUAUCUGUGUUGUCCCUUCAUCACAUGAUAUCGGCGGCGGUGUUGUCAGCCGUAUUGGCAAUGCUAAUAUCCACGAUGAUGAUGAUGAUUAUUAUGAUGGUGAAGAGAAGACGGGAAGAAGCAGACGGCCACACGACAAUGCUUCAACGCAUCCUGUUCUAUUGGACUCUGUCAUUCCUAGUAGUGAUAGCAUUACAACCAGUAUUAGUAAUGGUAAGGCAUCUAUGACUAAUACUACAUCUUCCACAACAACGAAUACAACGACCAAUCCUCCUCCUCAUCAACAGCAACAUCAACAACCUUCUCAUCAUAUGAUGUCAAAAAGUACUACUUUGAGUAACAACAGUUCAACUGUCACUUCUACGACCAAUACUAAUACUAAUACUAUUAAUAGUAGUAAUAAUAGUUGCACAACCAAUACACUAGAACGUGUUAAUGUAAAUAAUAAAAAGUACAAAUCGAAAAUGACUGAUGAUAUGAUACAAGAAAAGUUAAGAAUGAUUGUUAGUAUUGGUGAUCCGAAUAGAAAAUAUCAAAGAUUAGAAAAAAUUGGUCAAGGUGCAUCUGGUGUUGUCUAUAGUGGAAUAGAAUCAGCAACUGGUCGACGUGUUGCCAUUAAACAAAUGAAUUUAAAGAAACAACCUAAAAAAGAGUUAAUUGUCAAUGAAAUUUAUGUUAUGAAAGUUAAAAAACAUCCAAAUGUUGUUAAUUACUUGGACAGUUAUCUUGUCGGUGAUGAACUGUGGGUAGUUAUGGAAUAUUUAGACGGUGGAUCAUUAACUGAAGUUGUCACGGAAACACUAAUGGAUGAAGGACAAAUUGCAGCUGUAUGCAGAGAGUGUUUACAAGCUUUAGAAUUUUUGCAUAAAAAUCAAGUCAUUCAUCGUGAUAUCAAAUCGGAUAAUAUUCUCUUAGGAUUAGAUGGUUCAGUGAAACUGACUGACUUCGGUUUUUGUGCUCAAUUAAGUCCAGAACAGACAAAACGUUCUACAAUGGUUGGUACACCGUAUUGGAUGGCCCCGGAGGUUGUAACACGGAAACAAUACGGACCAAAAGUUGAUAUCUGGUCACUUGGUAUUAUGGCUAUAGAAAUGAUUGAUGGUGAACCGCCAUAUUUAAAUGAAAAUCCUGUUCGGGCUCUUUAUUUAAUUGGAACAAACGGGAAACCAGAAAUUAAAGAACGCGAAAAAUUAAGCGCAGAGUUUUUAGACUUUCUCGAUCGUUGCCUUGAAGUCAAUGUAGAUUUACGUGCAUCUGCAUUUGAGCUACUUAAGCAUCCAUUUAUUGUUCGACGAGCUAAACCUCUGUCGUCAUUAACUCCACUUAUUUUGGUUGCAAGAGAUCAAGCUAGAAAUCAAACACAAUAAAGAGAAAUUGUAUGUAUGUAUGCGUGCAUGUGUGAGCGUGUGCGCGCGCGCGCGUGCGUGUGUAUAUACAUAUACAAUACUAAAACACUUUCCAAUUUAUCCUCAGAAUAUUGUUGGCAUGAAUUAUCCUAUCCAUGCGGUAUGUUGUAUCACACUGUUGUCUAUUCGACUACUACUCAGAGGCAGAGGGGCAUCACAUCACAGCACAAAUGCCAAACAAGACAGACGUACUACACACCAACCAACUGACUAACUAACAUAACCUAAUCUAACCAACCGACUUACUUACUUACUUUCAA
This is a messenger RNA of Trichobilharzia szidati, 3017 nucleotides long. Lineage: Eukaryota; Metazoa; Platyhelminthes; Trematoda; Strigeidida; Schistosomatidae. The record is from the annotation of a GenBank genome assembly.